UAACUGGCUGUCGCGCACCAGUUGUUGUCGUCGUCGUCGUCGUCGUCGUCGAAGUAGCCCGGCCACAGAAAGGAAGAAGGGUGCGUGUAUCAUUUGCGCUCCUUUUCACACUCGUUCGCACUCUCCUGUUUCGCUCUCUCGCUCGCACGCUUUCCUUUGCUUACACGCAUUGGUUCAACUGUGGACCGAUUUUCGCGUUUUCCAGCGCGUGUGUUUCACAAUCGAUUUUCAUUCGGUGGCACCCGGUGGUUGAGUGGCAUGUGGGGGGAAAGGGGAGUUCCCCGAAGUCCGAAGAACGGCUCGUUGUUUGCGUUUCCGCGACCAGCUGUACCGAUCGUGGAAGGAAAGGGCCGAAGCGCGGCACGGCUGCCGCUACUGCUGCUGCUGCUGCUGCUGCUGUUUGGUGUUGGCUUGCAGUUACUCGCGUGGUCGCUAGUGAUUCGGUUCUCUUUCCUAUCCGCUCCCGCUUAGUUUACAAAAAGUACAAACGAUAACAACAACAGUGAAUUAUUUUUAUUCAACAAAACAACACCCUAAAACUAUCGUCAACCACGGUGCCUCCCUAUUUUCACACAAAUGUGCUAUCCGUGUUGCUUGUGCGUCGCGCAAUCAUCACCAGACCACACAUGUGAUUGUCCGUGCGAAGCUAAAUGAGUGUAGGCAGCAAGCGUCUGCUAGCAAGCGCCUCCCGGGAGCGGAGCACUGUCGAACGAACGACGAAACGUGUGCGAGCCGUGUUUUCGUGGUAAACGUGAGCCUGUUGUUACAAUGUUAUUGCAAUUAGAUGGUGCUAUAGAAGCGACUGCCUCCAGCGAACGAUUACAGCGCAGCAGCAGCAGCAGCAGGACAAAGGACAUCAUUACAGCGCCGUGGAAUGAAGCCAUCAAUGGUACCGUACUCGGCAAAACCGUACCCAGCAACGCGACCGUCAGUAGGCCGACCGAGGCUCGAUCGUACGCACACGUAACUGGCUCGAUGGCGCACGGUAAUAGUAGCAGUGGCACGCUAGCGUCGGCCCUCGUGCCACCGAGAGCGCCGAACGGUACGGUCGCAACGUCCACCACACCCACCGAACAGCCCGCCCGAAAGGUUGACAUAUUAAUCUAUCCAACAGUGUCGCCGGAGACGAUUGUCGUGCCGAUCCUGUCCUGCAUCGUUGGCUUCCCCAUCUUUGCCCUGCUCGUCAUCUGCUGCCUGCGGCGCCGUGCCAAGAUUGCCCGCGAACGUGACCGGCGGCGAAAUUUCGAUCUCAAGGCAAACACCAUUACGCUCGUUCGCUUCAAUUCGCACCACCUCGGCAAUCAGCGUUCGAUUCUGCUGCAGUCGAGGGAGAGCCUGAGCCGCGGAUACCCUUCCCUCGAUCUGGAUACGGUGUAUGAGGAGAAGAGUGAUACGCAUGGCAGCAGCCAGCUCGAUUCGCCCGCCGCCCACAUGCUGCUGACCGAUCCACCCUCCGACACGGACAACGAGCAGUGCUAGCAUUCGGAGAGUCCGGUCGGUUCGAGGGCACCGAGCCCAACGGAGCUGACCGGACCGCUCCUGCCGAUCCGUACCAACACGAUCACCGGCACGAUCGCGACCGCCGCCUACGGUGCGUACGGCAAAGAUCGGGACGAUACGGUGCUCGAGCUGGUCCGCGGCAAGCGGAAACGGUUUCGCAACACCAAACACAAACGGUUGGCCGUUUCGCACAGCGAAACGAAUCUGACCGGGCUGGGCCGAACGCACGCAGCGUGCAGUAGCGGCGUCCUCAGCCCGGCAUCGGCACGAUCGCCACGGGAAGGAAGGAUUGCAGCACGCGAUGGACGUAUCAGUACCACCAGCUUUGACGAAACGACGACGACAUCGGCCAAGGCGGCUACGGCCAAGGACAGCAAACCACCGGCUAGAUAUGGGUCGCGCAAGAAGGCACCCCGGGUGCAGCGGCAGAAGGAGGUGUGCGAAGGUAUCCGGGCACCGCUCUGGACCACCCUGACCCACGCACAGACAAUAAGUGACUAUGAAAUCUGAACAGCUUCCCAGCCGCAGCAUCGCGUUCAGGUCGGGUGAAGGCACAGGCUGCGUUUUACUGUUUUGUUUACGUGGGUUCUGUCCUUCGUCAAACUGACUGGUAGUUAGGAAAAAUGUGGCUAGAUUUCAUACAACCGAGCUGUUUUGGAAUUGAGCAACAAAGGGAGGGAGAGAGAGAGAGAGAUAAUGGGAAUUUUCGUGUGGUAUUGGGUUGGCCAAGCUAAAACCUUGUUAAUUAUAUAGCCAUAAUGUCGGGUUGGAUGGGGGAGAAUAAGCAUUAAGCAUAACGCAACACCAGUUUAGGUCGAAUACCGGUUGAUUGAUACAAUGAGAUGAGAUUGAGCAAUAAGCAACAAAAACACAUACACAUAACGGGUCAUAAUCGAAUGAAUAUAUAACUGCGUAGCUAAGCAAAGCAUCUUGUUGAAAUAAACUUUUAAAUAAAUGCAAACUUUAGAUCUAACGGGUGUUUGGCAACCCCCCAAAAAGGUACAUAAAAAAGAGGACAAAUAAUCCCAUUAAUCGAUUACUAUAUACACGUGCAAACGAGCAGUAGCUAUGUAUACAAUACCUAUAUACCGAUGUUGAAAUGAUAUGAUAUGAUAUGAUAUGAUAUAUACAACUUUCAUCGCGCUGCAUGUAAUUUUUAUCCUUACCCAAGUAACGGUUUCCUUGCCCGUUCGUUCGGGGGUGUGCUUGUUGCAGUGUACGGGGGACGAAUUUAGCACGGAACAAGGGAUGUGUAACAAAGCACGUUGGUAAUAGACUUCGUGCGCGCGAAUAUACAAUUGAAAUGCAGGAGAGGGAGAUUAACAAAGAGAUUCUAACAUUCAAAAUGUAACAAACGUAAAGGGCUUCGCCUUCUCUUCACUUCGUGUGCUUGAGGCGAGCCAUCGAGACGGGUCCGUUUGUCGCGGUUUCAAAGCAUUUAGCAUUUAGUAAUUGUGAGAGUAUAUGUAUGUGUAUAUGUGUGUGUGUGUGUGUGUGUUUCAUUUCCAAAAAUGCCAAAUAACAAACUCUGUGGAUUGUCAAUGUUAAACAACAAGGAAAAUUAUAUAUAUACUAUACUAUAUCAUACAUACCCCGAGCAUUGUUGCUACCA
Molecule: messenger RNA, 3112 nt
Organism: Anopheles gambiae (African malaria mosquito)
Lineage: Eukaryota; Metazoa; Arthropoda; Insecta; Diptera; Culicidae
Exons: 6
Coding region: 769-1479 (236 amino acids)
Source: RefSeq, a predicted model, not a curated record